Schistosoma haematobium is the source of this 2334-nucleotide messenger RNA. RefSeq names its product F-box only protein 42 (gene FBXO42). Bases 1 to 2334 code for a protein of 777 amino acids. The record is from RefSeq and is a predicted model, not a curated record. Gene Ontology annotation, molecular function: protein binding. Lineage: Eukaryota; Metazoa; Platyhelminthes; Trematoda; Strigeidida; Schistosomatidae. The transcript has 6 exons.
AUGCACAAUUCCAGUCAAUACAAGCAACACAAUCAAAAGGAGGAACAAACCAAUAUGGCUGCCGCCAAGACUAGGUAUCAAGAAUUGUUUACGGUUAUAUAUUUGAACGUUGUUGAACAUAGCCCAAUAUUUGCCCUUGAGAUUGGGGUUCGUUAUCAUUUUCCAAAUGUAGCGUUACAAAUGUUCAGCGACCUCCCUGUUGAAUUACUGCAAUGUAUUUUUAUGUUACUCUCUCCUUGUACUGAUUUACUUACAGUACUCAAUGUCUGCAGACGGUGGAGAGAGGUUGGUCAGAGCGUCUUCAAGCUGCGUGAAAGUCUUAGUCUAUCUGCAUUUAAAAUGCAGAGGCCAUUGCAAUGGGUAUCUCCACAGCUAGCUACCUGUACAGAACGUUUCAAACACACAUCUCCAUCCAAGAGGUUUGGAGCAACCAUCAUAUUGAAAGAGCAUUUACUGUAUGUUUUUGGUGGUGCUACGAAGGAACUAACAGCUUUUAAUGAUUUAUGGACCUAUGAUUUAUCCACCUUCAGCUGGCAGCGUCUAAUUGGUAAAGGUGAGCUACCAACACCAAGAGCACAUUCUAAAGGUGGUUUUAUUGGAAAUCUACUUUAUCUGUACGGAGGUUGUCAAAGCUUUCAUAGAGCGGGAUCGGAACAUACGGGCCGUAUGGAUUGGUUAACUGAGUUGAAUAGUUUUGAUAUUUCGACAAUGCAUUGGUCACGUAUGCCGUUAUACGAAGUAAACCACUUAAGUCCUGUAUCACCACCUGCAAUUGCCGGCCAGUCUGGAUGCUUUCUCCCUAAAGGUGGAAUAGGCGAACCUAGUGUAUUGGUUUUAUUCGGAGGAAUGUGCCAAUCUCUUGGAUUGUGCGUUAACUACUUAUUUGUGAUAUCGCCGGAAAAUGGUUGUUGGAUUUCACUUUCUGAUACAACGGAUAAUUGUCAAGGUGACUGGCCAUCUGGGCGCUGUGGUCAUUCAACUUGCGCUCUUGAUUCAAAUAGAAUGCUUUUGUUAUUUGGGAAUUUGGAAUCACCUUUGGCCACUGAUCAUUCUGUGCGUCGACAACAAGGAAUGUCAGUUAAUCCUACUUCGAGUAAUGAUCCUGAAUCAACUUCUAGUACACUUAACUAUCAUGGUCGACCGGCGAGAGAUGUAUGGAUACUUACACGUUGUUCACCAAGUAUUGGUCAAGAAUGGUUUGAAGUCGAUUGGUUCUGGACCAAAGUUCAAUGUUCUGAGGGUAUCCCUGGAUGCCCACCGAUAGACUUUUAUCAUGCAACCGCAGUUUCACUUCCAUAUCGUGAAGACAGUAAGUCACUGUUGUUGACAAAGGACAGUAAUUUUAUUUCUGUACCGAGUGACAACGUUGGUACAAACAACUCAAUUGUACACAAUGUCUAUACUGUUGUUGUCAUCAGUCAACCUACCACAGCAUUGCUGGAUGAGGCAGCUAAACAGCGCAGAUAUUGGCAUCGCAUGAAACUCAACUCCGAGUUAAACAGUGUAACUUUUCAAAAUAAUUCGGUAGGUCAAGAUUCUCGUACGUCAGAUGAUGAUGUCAAUGACGAGGAUGAGGAGCAGCGUAAACAUUGUCAUUCAGCUGAUAUCACUGAUCGUGAAUCGACUGGGAUUUUGCAACUUCCGUCAUCUAGGCGUGCAAAUAACAGACGUGCACGAAGACUUGAAGCUUUAGCUAUUCAAGAACGAAGGCUGUUUGGAACACGUAACCUGAUCCCUAAUGAAGUUAAUACAUCAUCACUUGCUCGAUCAUUUUCAUCAAAUCAAAGUUCAUCCAAUCAUAACCAGUAUCCUUCUAACCACGUAAAACUUGAAUGUGCUUAUCGUCCCUUGGCUCUGUAUACACUCAACAUUAUAUACUCUCAUUCUGAUGCAUCAUAUAGUUCUGAAACUAAAAUUCACUUCACAGAAAAUAAAGCUAAAGGUGUUUGGUUGGCGCCUGUCAAACAAAAUUAUCUAGAUCUUUAUUCCGCACCACCUGAAUGCUUAGGUUUUUCAUGUGCUUUUGGUCAUGGCUGUUUAUUUCUUUUUGGUGGUUUGACUGACUCAGAUGAUAUUAGACCAAAUGAAAAUAUGAAUACAUUUCACCCAUUAGUUAAUGGAUCGCAAAAUCGUAAUGAUAAUGAUCUAUAUCAACGACACAAUAAUUCAUCAACCUUACAAUCGUCCAGGUCUUCAGUAUUAAAUGAAUCUCUUACACAAGGACAUCUUGUUUCUUGUGUAAAUCAUUCACCAGAUGCAAUUUAUCCCAAUCCUUUAGGUACCGCUCAGUUUUUCGUUCUUCGUGCACGUGCACUCGCUGGCACUAUAAUUUAA